Molecule: messenger RNA, 612 nt
Organism: Hirsutella rhossiliensis
Lineage: Eukaryota; Fungi; Ascomycota; Sordariomycetes; Hypocreales; Ophiocordycipitaceae
Product: PUA domain-containing protein
Exons: 2
Coding region: 1-612 (203 amino acids)
Biological process (GO): formation of translation preinitiation complex
Molecular function (GO): RNA binding
Source: RefSeq, a predicted model, not a curated record
AUGUUCAAAAAGGAUCUCUCGCCCUCGCCCAAGCAAAAGCUCAAGUCGUCGGUCCAGCGCUCGCUGCGGCAGUCUCUGCUCUCGACGUACCCGCUGCUGACGCCCCACGUCGACGAGUUCCUGCCCAAAAAGGCCUCGCUCGAGAGCAUGAAGCUGCCAGACCGCAACACGCUCUACGUGCUCGACUCGGAGCCCCUCUUCUUCCAGCAGGACAUGUCGCCCCUCAUGCCGCACCUGCGCCUCGUCCACCGCUUCCCCCAGGCCUUCCCCACCAUCCGCAUCGACCGCGGCGCCAUCCGCUUCGUCCUCUCGGGCGCCACCCUCAUGGCCCCCGGCCUGACGUCAAAGGGCGGCCGCCUGCCCGUCGACGGCGCCCCCAAGCAGCUGCCCGAGGGCGACGAGAUGAACCAGCGCGCCGAUGCCGACGGCCGCUGGAGCCGUGAGCUGGCAAAGGGCGAGCCCGUCGUCAUUGUGGCCGAGGACAAGACGGAGGCCUGCGCCGUCGGCAUGCUUGUCUGCGGCACCGACGAGGUCAAGGACAAGGGCAAGGGGCCCGUCAUCGAGGACGCGCACUUUCUGGGCGACGGCCUGUGGAAGCUCAACACGGACUGA